Erythranthe guttata (spotted monkey flower) is the source of this 1825-nucleotide messenger RNA. Lineage: Eukaryota; Viridiplantae; Streptophyta; Magnoliopsida; Lamiales; Phrymaceae. The record is from RefSeq and is a predicted model, not a curated record.
CACAAAUUCCCAACAAUCCAAACACGCCCUUCUUCCUUCACCACAACUAAUUAAAUCAUAAAUCAAACACAUAAUAACAACAAGAAGAAGAAGAAAGAAGAAUCAUUAAUUACUCUGCUGCUAUAUCAAUGGAAAACACCUCUUCGAACCAGCCACUUCUUCCGGCGGCGGCGGCGGACGAUGAACACCAAUUAUAUCAAACGCAGAGAUGGUCGACGAAUUCCUUCGUUUCAUCCUUCGUCGUCGACGGCGAGGAUAUUCCUCCGAUCACCGGAGCCGGCCUCUUCUUCAAGGCGUUCACCAGAGAGUCGAAGAAGCUCUGGUACUUGGCCGGACCGGCCAUCUUCACCUCCAUCUGCCAAUACUCCCUCGGCGCCAUCACCCAAACCUUCGCCGGCCACGUCGGAACCCUAGACCUCGCCGCCUUCUCCAUCGAGAACUCCGUCAUCGCCGGUUUAUCUUUCGGCGUCAUGUUGGGAAUGGGGAGCGCGUUGGAAACGCUGUGCGGGCAGGCGUACGGCGCCGGGCAGAUCGAGAUGCUCGGCGUGUAUAUGCAGAGAUCGUGGGUGAUCCUCGUCGCGACGGCGUUCCUGCUGAUGUUCCUGUACAUCUUCGCGACGCCGUUCCUGCUGCUGAUCGGGCAGACGGAGGACAUCUCACGCGCCGCCGGGAAGUUCGCGCUGUGGAUGAUCCCGCAGCUCUACGCCUACGCGCUCAACUUUCCGAUCGCCAAGUUCCUGCAGGCGCAGAGCAGGAUCAUGGCCAUGGCGUGGAUCGCCGCGGCGGCGCUCGUGCUGCACGUGGCGUUCAGCUGGCUGCUGAUGCUGAAGCUCGGCUGGGGGAUGGCCGGCGGCGCGGUGGUUCUGAAUCUGUCGUGGUGGUUCAUAGUGGUGGCGCAGCUGGUGUACAUAUUCAGCGGGAGCUGCGGCGGCGCUUGGACGGGGUUCUCGUGGAGGGCGUUUCAGAAUCUAUGGGGUUUUGUGAGGUUAUCGCUUGCGUCAGCAGUCAUGCUGUGCUUGGAAACGUGGUACUUUAUGGCACUGGUCCUGUUCGCUGGAUAUUUGAAGAACGCAGAAAUUGCAGUGGAUGCCCUCUCAAUAUGCACAAACAUACUUGGGUGGACGGUCAUGGUUUCCAUGGGAUUCAAUGCAGCAAUAAGUGUAAGAGUUUCUAACGAAUUAGGGGCAGACCAUCCAAGAACGGCGAAGUUUUCCGUACUAGUGGUGGUCGUUUCUUCAUUCGCAAUCGGCCUUUUAAUCACAACAAUUCUUCUCGUCUUCCAAAAACAAUAUCCAUCUUUAUUUUCCGACAGUUCGGCGGUGAAAGAAGUUGUUUAUCAGCUCACACCUUUGCUCGCAUUCUGUAUCGUGGUCAACAACGUUCAACCUUCUCUUUCGGGAGUUGCUAUUGGAGCUGGAUGGCAAGCUUUGGUUGCCUAUGUUAAUAUUGCAUGCUACUAUAUUUUUGGCAUUCCUUUGGGUCUAAUAUUGGGAUAUUCACUUGACAUGGGUGUCAAAGGUAUAUGGUAUGGAAUGGUAACAGGAACACUUGUGCAAACAGUAAUCCUCUUUUACAUUGUUUAUAGAACUAAUUGGCAGCAAGAGGCUUCUGUGGCGGCUCAAAGGAUCAAGAUGUGGGGAGGCGACGAUAAAGAACAAGAUAUCGAGAAAUAAAAUUUUAGAAAAAGAAAAAAAACACGAGAAAAACCCCAGAAUUAAGGGGAUUUCGAUUUCUGGGGAUCUUUUUAAGAAAUUUUGGUUGACGAAUUUGAUUCCAAUAGAAGAAUUAUUAUGAUCUGGAUAGAGAUAAUAAAUUAUAGACAUAA